AGAACCGCCAUUGCAGAAGAUCCAUUUUUGUCAACUGCCAUUACUACUAUUUUUGUCUUGUUUCAUUGGCUAUAAAACACAUAUAUCUAUCUACCUUGAUAUAUUUAAACUCAAACCGCAAUCAUAGUCCCCACAAUAACUAGACGAUUCCCCGCCAAAUUCUCUCUCUCUUUCUCUUUUUCUUUCUCUUUCUCUUCUCUCCCCUUUCUACGGCAAGUGUAACCGUUUCAAAUUUCACUUUAUUUUGUUUCUGUGAUGCUAUUUUGGCGUUUUAGGGUCUAGGUCCUCAUUGUUUGUGUUAGCUACCAUUAGCCAGCAUUUUUAUUUGUUAAUGGUGUAAUGAGAAUUUUGAAGGUCUUAAUUGUAUCAAAAUCAAAUGUUAGCUUCAUCAUCCUCUUCUCAAACGUUGGUUUUUGGAGUCUACAAUGUAAUUUUAUUAAAUUUGACGCCUAUUUCAAUUCUCGUGGAUUAACUCAAUGUUCGUGAAUUAGAUAACAACCAUUUCUGAGAUCAGAGAAAUCAAAAGAAUCUUAUCUUAGAUUUCUGGGUUUGAUUUUUUUUCCCUAAAAAAAAUGGGUUGCUUCUCGUGUUGUUCAAAGAAAUCCAGCUCUAAAAGAACAGCUUCUUCCAAAAAACAGCAAGCAAAACUCUCAACUCGUCGACAAGAUCAAGGUCCAUCUCUGUCCCAGAAUCCUAAUCCUAAUCCAAAGCUUGCGCAGGGAACUGUUGGUGUAAAGAAUGCUGCUAACAAAGAAGCAGGCGAUAAAAACAUUACGGCACAGACGUUCACAUUUCGUGAACUAGCCACAGCUACAAGAAAUUUUAGGCGAGAAUGUUUAAUCGGUGAAGGGGGAUUUGGGAGAGUUUAUAGGGGGAAACUAGAGAAUAGUGGGCAGGUUGUGGCUGUGAAGCAACUUGAUAGAAAUGGCUUGCAAGGAAACAAAGAAUUUCUUGUUGAGGUGUUGAUGUUAAGCCUCUUGCACCAUGAAAAUCUGGUCAAUCUUAUUGGUUAUUGUGCUGAUGGUGAUCAAAGACUUCUAGUUUAUGAAUACAUGACAAUGGGAUCUUUGGAAGAUCACCUUCUUAAUCGUUCACCUGAACAGAAACCAUUGGAUUGGCAGACAAGGAUGAAAAUAGCAUUAGGUGCAGCAAAAGGCCUAGAAUAUUUGCAUGAUAAAGCCAAUCCUCCGGUCAUCUACCGCGACUUGAAAUCCUCAAACAUCUUACUAGACAGCGAAUUCAACGCCAAGCUCUCUGAUUUUGGAUUAGCCAAGCUUGGACCUGUUGGAGACAAGACACAUGUUUCCUCCAGAGUAAUGGGAACAUACGGUUAUUGUGCCCCAGACUAUCAAAGAACAGGUCAACUUACUGUCAAGUCCGAUGUCUACAGCUUCGGGGUUGUAUUGUUAGAGCUGAUCACAGGAAAAAGAGUCAUUGACACAAGAAAACCGAUGGAUGAGCAAAAUCUAAUCGCAUGGGCACAACCUGUGUUUAGGGACCCAAGAAGGUACUCUGAACUGGUUGAUCCACUUCUAGAAGGAGAGUAUCCAGUGAGAGCUGUGAAUCAAACAGUGGCUGUUGCAGCCAUGUGUCUCCAAGAAGAGGCAGGCGUUCGACCUUUGAUUAGUGAUGUAGUCACUGCUCUCAGUUUCCUUGGAAACGGUGAAAAUGCAGCCACAAAAGUUUCCCCUGAUGCCGCCUCUCUUCUUAAUACACCACCUGCUCAAGAAGUGGCCAGUGAUGCAAAUGGUAAUAAUGAAGAUAGACUUUUGGAACGCCAAAAAGAGGUGGCAGAAGCAAUACAAUGGGGUUCUAAUUCCAGACAAGCUGCAUCAUGAUGAUCCCCAAAAAGGGCCUCCCAACAACGCCAACGCCUGAAGAUUUUUGAAAGCGGUGAACGCGUGAAGUGUAGGGAAGGAGAAAGAAAAAGGGUAAACGUGAGGAAUGGGAUCUCCAAAGCCACCCGUCCGAGAGGACAUGACAGGACAAGACCGCCGUCUGAGAGACUGAUUCAUUGAUUGAUGAUUCCGUCUUCAGCAAUUGCUUCAGCCCUCAUCAUCGGAACCGAAUGACGAUCUUCAUUGGGCAGAAGGGGGCAUAGCUUAGCUACAUGGUAUUGAUGGAAGUUGGAACUGACUCAGUUGUUACACUUUCAAUUCUAUCUCAUUAUCCUCAUAAUUUCUGAAAUAAUAUUAAAAUCUUUAUCUUA
Mangifera indica (mango) is the source of this 2209-nucleotide messenger RNA. Its product is annotated as probable serine/threonine-protein kinase PBL26. The record is from RefSeq and is a predicted model, not a curated record. Lineage: Eukaryota; Viridiplantae; Streptophyta; Magnoliopsida; Sapindales; Anacardiaceae. Bases 573 to 1838 code for a protein of 421 amino acids. Gene Ontology annotation, molecular function: ATP binding; protein kinase activity. The transcript is spliced from 6 exons. Gene Ontology annotation, biological process: protein phosphorylation.